AUGGAUCCUCUGUUAUACAUUUCUCAAGAGAAAAAAAAAAAGAUGGAAUUGACAAAAGAAAAAUAUACACUGACACGACUUUGUUUUGUUUACAUUAUAAUUAUUAUCCCAGACACCACACAGUAUCUACUAGCUAUGACUACCAACACUUCUUCACCUGAUAUUCUAAAAGAAUAUUUAAUCAAAAGACUGGAGAUUAGAGAUCAUGUGUCACUAGAUGCUUUUAAGAAAGAAUUUCCUUCAAAUGUUUCAAUUGAAUUAAUAGAGAAAAUAUAUAAAGAGAUAGAACGCCAACAACAACACAGGUUCUCCAAGAUAAAACAAAAUAUAGAAUCCCAGUUCGAUAUCCCUAUCUCCAACUUGAUAUCAGAAAUAUCUACUAAUUCUGGAACAGUCAAGAAAUCAAUCUUACUUAACCUAACUAAAGAGUUGGAGCUCUUAAUGUCCAAGCUUGCAACCCAGGAGUCGGAAUUGAAUGAGAACAUUAAACAAAAAAUUAACGAUUUAAAUUCUUUGAUUCCUUUGCUUCCUUCAAUUCAAUUUGCAGAAGAACAAGAAUCUGACGAGAUUAUGGAUGAUGUGCUUCAGAAAAUCGACACUAUAUCUGGUAUUCUAAGCUUAAACCAAUCAAUUAAUUAA
Molecule: messenger RNA, 639 nt
Organism: Candida albicans SC5314
Lineage: Eukaryota; Fungi; Ascomycota; Pichiomycetes; Serinales; Debaryomycetaceae
Exons: 1
Coding region: 1-639 (212 amino acids)
Cellular component (GO): kinetochore
Source: RefSeq, a predicted model, not a curated record